Molecule: messenger RNA, 393 nt
Organism: Trichoderma breve
Lineage: Eukaryota; Fungi; Ascomycota; Sordariomycetes; Hypocreales; Hypocreaceae
Exons: 1
Coding region: 1-393 (130 amino acids)
Source: RefSeq, a predicted model, not a curated record
AUGGUCGACGAGAUAUCAUGUCAUUUGGUUGGCGUCAUUGACUGGGCAGAAGCUGAGAUCUGCCCGUUUGGCCUAAAUGUUGAUACUCUACAAGCCUUUACAGGCAAGCUCGAUUAUCGGCAAGGCUGGACACGUUAUCAAGAUUACGCCGACUUACAGGAUACAUUUUGGGACGUCUUCACAGAGGAGGUGGGAGGCUUGACGGAGGAUGAGAUACAAGCUAUCAAGCUGGCGAGGAUCACAGGCCUACUGCUUUCUCAUGGCUUCGCCAGACGGCUUGCAAAUGAGUCUCCUGCCGUCCCUAUUCGUGACGAUAAGGACGGGUGCUACAACAUGCUAUCUCUAGAUGCAUUCCUGGUCAAUCCAGCAACCAGAUUCGAGGAUCUUGAUUGA